Salvia splendens (bonfire salvia) is the source of this 2725-nucleotide messenger RNA. RefSeq lists its product as uncharacterized. The transcript is spliced from 10 exons. The record is from RefSeq and is a predicted model, not a curated record. Gene Ontology annotation, molecular function: protein binding. NCBI's taxonomy places the organism in Eukaryota, Viridiplantae, Streptophyta, Magnoliopsida, Lamiales, Lamiaceae. Gene Ontology annotation, cellular component: membrane. The coding region runs from base 1074 to 2591 and encodes 505 amino acids.
UCUACUAAAAUUAGUGGUAUUUUAUGAAUGAAAUAUUAUCUGCAUACGAUCAAAUUUGAGAUAAAACACUUUAAUCUUCGAAUAUAAUAGUAUAAUAUUAUUUCACUUAUUUAUUAAAUUAAAGUUUUUAAAAUUUUAUUAAAAAAUAUUUCGUAGCAGUAGAUGAAGAAUCAAACAACAAUUCUGAACUUGAAAUCCAUCAGAAACAGCACACACUCCACAGCAACCGAAAUGUUUGAAGAUGCCCGCCAGAUGCUCGACGAAAUGCCAAACCGACCAAAUGCAUCUGUUCACCCUAUCAUUCUCCAUCUCAUGAUGCAGGCUGACUUGUCUUUCUCAAGAAGUGGGAAGAAGUGGCAAAGAUAUACAAGGAAAACAAAAGUGCUCACACUCUUAAGCUCACCAAAUUAGAGGACACAGCUUUCCAUAUAGCCAUCUCCUGUUACAAUCCGAAAAUCCCCAACCACGCCCAUGAAAGAUGCACCAAGGAAAUGUUCACCUUCAUGAAGGAAUGCGGAUCAGUAUCCGAGCUGGUGAGGAUGCAUAAUGUGAGAGGAGACACCCCUCUCCAUCUUGCAGCUGCAGUUGGAUGGGAGGCCAUCUGCUGACAAAUAGCUUCAUUGGAUCCGAAGCUCAUCGAUAUCCGCAACAGUAAUGGUGAGACUCCUUUGUUCAUUUCAGCUCAGCACGGCAACCUUCAGACAUUUAUCUCUCUCCAUGGCAUCUACAACCAUGGCAAGGAUAAGGGUGAUGAGUCACUCUGUCGGAGGAAAGAUGGAAAUACGGUCCUGCAUUCUGCGAUUUCUGAGGAAUACUUCAGAUUAGCAUACUUUAUAUUGGAGCACUACAAGAAUCUACUCAAUUAUGUUAAUGUUGAUGGAGAAACUCCUCUUCAUGUCUUGGCCAGAAAGCCUAACUUGUUCAAAAGCAGCUCACAGCUUGGAUUCUAUGAAUCAAUUAUCUACCAUUUUGUAUUUGUUGAUAAUCUGAAGAACCAACCAAUACAUAAUCCAAAGGACACCCAGAUUGAUGAAAUAAGUGAAGAGAAUUUCCCAGAAAAUUACCAGACAUGUAUGAGAAUCUUCCAUCUAUUAUGGGAUCCAAUUUCCAAGAGCUAUAAAGCUGGUUGUUUAAGAUCCGAGAGAGAAAAAAGUGCUCCAACAGAUCCAGAAGUUCCACCUUAUAUGGACCAUGGAGUUCCAAUAUAUGAAAGUUUCUUAGGUGGUUGCUCAAGAUCCAAGAUAAAAAAUUCCCCUUUUACUAAUGAAACCAAAGUUUAUGAUUCCUAUCCUCCCAAUUACACUACUUGCAUUUCGAUUUUCAAAUUUGCCACGAAGGUCAUCCUAACAAUUCUUGGAGUUGGAUUCUUGAAGAUAAGAAAGAUUCAUGACAAGAGAGUUCGACACUCUCAUGCGAUGCGGAUCAUGGACAAAAUGAUCGAGAUUGAACCAAGUUACAAAUACAACAACAAUGGCCAGCGCCCAAGCCAUCUCCCAGAAGCAUUCGGUAAGAUCCCCGAUAUCCCUCCCAAUGCUGAAGAACCCCAAACUACAGAAUCCAACAGCCCAGCCAUCAGUUCCUCAGCUAAAGAUCAGCAGCAAAACAAUGGUAGUAAUGAUAAGAAAGAUCAAAACCAAUCAGGAGACGAGAAGUCUAAAAGUGUAGUGAAGGACACCUCACUGUUAGUAGCAGCUAAAAUGGGAAUCCCAGAAAUGGUGAAGAAGAUACUUAGUGCAGUGCCCAUAGCCAUCCAAGAUCAAGACUCGGAAGGGAAGAAUGUGCUGAUGGUGGCAGCAGAGCACAGGAAAACCAGUGUUUUUGACUUUUUAGUGCAGAAAAAGCUCCCAGAUUAUGUGUUUCAUCAUUUUGAUAAUGAAGGAAACAACAUACUUCACCUCGCUGCAAAGCUCGGAGAGAAGCAGCCAUGGCGCAUUCCCGGUGCUGCUUUGCAGAUGCAAUGGGAGAUCAAAUGGUACAAGUAUGUGAAGAGCUCAGCUCCAGCACAGUGUUACAAUCACCCCAACACAAAGGGUGAGACUCCAGCCAAGAUUUUCACACAAACACACGAGAAUUUAGUCAAGACAGGAAACGAGUGGCUGGUAAAAACCUCGGAAUCCUGCUCCGUCGUGGUGGCUCUCAUCGCCACGGUCGCAUUCGCCACCUCCGCCACAGUCCCCUGCGGGCUAGACCAAACCCAAGGCUUCCCUAUCAUGAGAGACCGCAGAGCCUUCGACGUCUUCUCCAUCGCUUCACUGAUCGCGCUCUGCCUAUCCAUCACGGCCCUCGUUUUCUUCCUCGCGAUCAUCACUUCCCGAUUCGAGGAGCACGAUUUCAAGCAAAACCUGCCGAGGAAGCUGCUGAUGGGGAUGAGCUGUCUGUUCUCGGGCAUAGCAGCGAUGCUGCUGUCGUUCUGCGCGGGGCAUACUUUCAUACUGAGGGAGAAGCUGAGGAUAGCGGCGGUGCCUAUAUACGCAGUGGCGAUGUUACCGGUCGUGCUCUUCGCCAUCGGGCAGUUGCCUUUAUACUUUGAUAUUCUCUGGGCUGCCUAUGUCAAAGUGCCGCUGCGCAGCUACAACAUCUUCCAUCACUAGAGAUCUAUUAUCUAUACAUCUGUAACAGAUUUGAAAGUUGAAAUUUUUAUAUACAACUUUAUUACUAGUUUUCAUUAUAGUAUAUGUUUAAUGUGUUAUGAAAUGCUACUACUCAUUUCCCAAUGCAAUCUGCA